Molecule: messenger RNA, 2702 nt
Organism: Podarcis lilfordi (Lilford's wall lizard)
Lineage: Eukaryota; Metazoa; Chordata; Lepidosauria; Squamata; Lacertidae
Source: the annotation of a GenBank genome assembly
GAGAAAAACCGGCCUUUCAACCAAACCGGAAGUUGUCCGAAGCUUAUUACGCACGCACAUGUUACCUUCGCUUGCUUUGGUGGCCGCUGUCUUGAAAACAUGAAGCUCCUGACGCACAACAUGCUCACCUCCCACGUGCGAGGAGUGAGGCCCGGUGGAGGAUUCCCCCUUCGUAUCCAGGUAACGGGGAUUUCUUCAGACCACGCCCACUUUCCCACUCUAGAAUUGGGUGGUGGGAGCAGAGUAUAUAUAACGUGGGGACUUGACAGCCAGGGUCCCUCCUUCACACUCACCCGCCGCUUUGUUAGUUUUUGCUGCCUAACUGGAAUCUGGUGUUUAUGCUUGCUGACAACAAUCACCAGUAAUUAGUAUCUCUAUAGUGCUUGCUAUGAACAAUCAUUUAGCUGAAAAACAACGCUGUAAGGUUGAGCUUGGUCUCGUUAUUUACUGUGUUUAUAUCCUACCUUUUGUCCAAGGGACUCAAGGUGGAGUAUGUGGAAUACAGCAUUGCUGUCUUAUAUCAAGUCAGAUUGUUGGUCCAUCUAACUUUGUCGAACUUGCUGGUAGUGGCUCUCUGGGGCAUCAAACAGAGCCUCAUUGGAAAUGGCGUAUAUUAAAACUCUGAUUUAUUUAAACACACACGCACACAUCUUCCCCCUAAGGCCACUUGCCAGUUAUGUGACAAGUGAAUUAGUGGCUUUCUAGUUCAGUUUCUUAGCCACAAUACUGCAUCCACUCUCAUUUAUAUAGCACAUUUCAUGUGCUGAAAUUUCUUUAUUUAGAUUGUUAGUAAUCUGUAGGCUAUUAUUGUUGUAGAUUUGUGGUGCAGAAGUAAUACACAUCAGUUUUGUCAUAUCUGCUUACAGUCCAGUCCUACGUAUAUCUGCUUGGAAAUAAUCCCAUUGAGCUCAAUGGAGUUUAUUUCCAUAGAGGUUGGGAUAGGUUUGCACCAUUAGUAGGUUUAGUGCCAAAAUGGAAUUCUGUACCUGGGACUUCACAUGUCAUGCCUUUGUUACCAUACUGCAUGUGACAUAAAGCUCUGCUGCAGGGGUGGCCGAUGUGGAGCUCUCCAGAUGCCAUUGUACUACAGCUCCCAUCAGCUUCUGCUAGCAUGGUAAGGGAUGAUGGGAGUUGUAGUCCGAGUACAUCUAGAUGGCACCAUGUGGACUAUGCCUGUUCCAAUACCAUUCUCUCUGUCCUCCUCCCCCUCCACCCCUCCCACCUCUGGGAAUCCUACUACACUUAGAGAAAUGCAGGGGAGGAAAUAUUUGUUCCCUUGUUCUUUGAGCCACACUGCUCUCCCAUCAGCCUUUCCCCCCUCUAACAGGCCACAGAAGUGAAGGUGAACAAUGUUGAUUUCAACCCGGAGUUCACAGCACGGAUGGUACCCAAGGUGGAAUGGGCAGCUUUGGUAGAGGCAGCGGAGAGUGUGAGUAAUUGGCUCUGGAAGUUUUUUUGGGGGGUAGGGGGAGACUGGCUAGAAUUAUAGAGGUGUAGUCUCUUUUUUCCCUUCCUACAGCCAAUUGCUAUUUAUAUUUUUGUAUGUGUGUGUACACACCCACACCCACACGAUUUCCUCCAUUUACUGUAAACCACCCUAGGAAUUUAUGAACUGAAGGGUGUUGUAUGCCUAAAUAAACUUGUGUUUAGACUUCUGCACAGUCUGGAGAAUGGACAGCUUGUAUGUCUCAAAUGAACCAAGUGACAUAGGAAGGGGAAGGAGCCCACAGAUUUUCAAGUGUGUUACUUGACUGGUGGAGAUCUAAGGCAAAGAGCAUAUAGGUUCCCCGCAGUCAGUCAAGACUGCCUGUGGAGGACAGAAAAGUUUUCCAUUCCUGACUUGGUGGAGGUGGGCCUACCCUGUCUUCUGCCGCCACCUGAGCAGACAAAUGCCAGAGCGAAGCUCGUGGGUGGAGUAAAAUAUCCAGUAUUUGGUGGUUAAACAGAGAUAACUGGUCCUUGAAUAGUGGAAGGUUGUGAAAAUGGCACAAACUGUUAUAUUCUGCACCCUUCUGCAGUUGGGUCACCGAUCAGACCUGCCCCCUGAGCCCAUCCCUGACUUCGAGAGCAAUGAGGAUUUCCUUCGAAAAGUCCAUCAUGUGCUGAUGGAGGUAAGGGAACCUCUUCUUUGCCUGUUUCCCACCCCGACCCACAGAGUGUGACCACUUGCCUCAAUUCCUAGGAACAAAAUCUAGCAUCUUUCCAGUGCUGUGAUAUCUCCACCUAUCUUCUCUCUCUUCACCUUGCCACUUCCUGUUUUCAACUCCCAAAGUGGUGUGCAGUUCCCUUUACCUGCUGUUUUUAUAUUUCUUCUUGUGCAGGUGGAAGUGGUGGAAGGUGUGCUGAAAUGCCCAGAUACUGGGCGUGAGUUUCCCAUAACUAAAGGGAUACCCAACAUGUUGCUGAGCGAAGAGGAGACUUGAGCUGGUUUGUGUCAGUGGAGCUUUGAGAAGCAAGCCUUGCGGGUGAGGGAGGGUGGGAUAUGUUCCUGUGGAAAGCCCAGCACCCUUAUUUUUCUGUUGGGGGGAGGAGAUGCUCUGAAUAUAAUAUUGGGUUGCUUUUUUGUGCAUGUAAAUAAAUGCAAGUUCUUGAAUCUCGGUGUGUCAAUUUAACUGUGUGGAUCUCUUGUCGUUGCCCCUUAUUGUGCAGGUGCUUGAUCUCCCCGUUUCUCAGCCUUAUUCUUCAACGUUUUUAGCAGACGC